AUGGAAGACCUGUAUGGAUUGCAUACCUCAUUUUCUUGCUCUGAAGAUCUCACGGAAACAGGAAAUAUUACGCGAACCAUAAAUACUGCACUUUAUGGUCCAGUUGAUAACUUGUUUCAAUAUGAAUCAGCCGAAACAGAAGUCACCGGAUCAGAGAUGUCCGAUCUUAUCAAGACCCAGAUCGCCAAUCAUCCUCUCUACCCUAAAUUAGUAUCUGCUUACAUCGAAUGUCGAAAGGUCUUUCAUAAUUCUCUUCAUGGAUGUAAUCUAUAUGUUCAUAUGAACGUGGGAGCACCACCCGAAGUGGCUUCACUUCUUGAAGAAAUAAGCAAAGAAAAUCAUCCUAGCGGUAGUCACAGCGAGAUUGGAACUGAUCCUGAACUUGAUGAAUUCAUGGAGUCGUACUGUGAGGUUCUACAUAAAUACAAGGAGGAGCUGUCAAAGCCGUUCGAUGAAGCGGCGACGUUCUUGAGCGAUAUUGAAUUACAGCUUAGUAAUCUUUGCAAAGAAACGUUGACGACGACGACCACCUCUUUGUAUUCUGGGAAUUAUCACUCUGGUAACUGCUCAUUCUGUCCUGCUCAUGGUUAA
Ilex paraguariensis (yerba mate) is the source of this 591-nucleotide messenger RNA. The record is from the annotation of a GenBank genome assembly. Lineage: Eukaryota; Viridiplantae; Streptophyta; Magnoliopsida; Aquifoliales; Aquifoliaceae.